GCAUUUUUCGAAGGCCGGCCCGAUGGAAGCGCGUCGGCUGCCGCUUGGAGCCAUGGCAAAGGACGAUGGCUCGGUCGUCGUGCCCGAGAGCCGACGCGCGGACGGCUCUGUGCGCAAGGAGAUCCGCAUCCGCAAGGGAUAUGUGCCCCAAGACGAGCAGCCUGUCUACCGACCGCGCGGUCGACGCGAGCGUGACGCCCCAACCAGCGCGGUCGCCGACCUCGCCGCCGGCAUUAGCAGCAUCUCGUUGGCGAACGAAGAGAAGACGUCGGUUGACGCCAAGCGCCACGACGAAGACGAAGAAAAGCCCGCGCCGACGUCGCUGCAGCAGCGUGCGCGGCAACUGCCGAUCGGCGCCGUCGAGACCGCCUCGGGCGACGUCAUCAUCCCAUCCAGCCAACGACCGGAUGGCACCUUUCGGAAAGAGAUUAAAGUGCGCAAGGGCUACGUGCCGCAAGACGAGCAGCCCAUGUACCGACCUCGCGCACUCCGCAACGCCGUCGACAGCGAGGCUUCGCAGUCCGUGCGGCCGACCGACACGCCGUCGCGCGACGAGAAGCCUCGUCCGCGCAGCAGACCGCAGGCUUCUCAUCCUCGCCCGCAACGCACUUCGGAGCGCACGACGCCGCGAGAAGCAUGGGCCCGCGAACCACCCGCGUCGACUGUAUCGACGCCGCCGCCAACGUCGACGCUUCCUGCGUCGCACCCGAACCGGCGCCGACACAUUGAACUCUAGCAGCAUCGAAUCAUAUUCAUAUAUACAUCUAUAUAUUGAGCAACCCGGUGGGGCAAGAGGGUCGUGUCUA
Molecule: messenger RNA, 806 nt
Organism: Saprolegnia diclina VS20
Lineage: Eukaryota; Oomycota; Saprolegniomycetes; Saprolegniales; Saprolegniaceae
Exons: 1
Coding region: 23-736 (237 amino acids)
Biological process (GO): exon-exon junction complex disassembly
Cellular component (GO): cytoplasm; exon-exon junction complex
Molecular function (GO): RNA binding
Source: RefSeq, a predicted model, not a curated record